Molecule: messenger RNA, 1195 nt
Organism: Linum trigynum
Lineage: Eukaryota; Viridiplantae; Streptophyta; Magnoliopsida; Malpighiales; Linaceae
Source: the annotation of a GenBank genome assembly
UACCACAGGAAAUACCAUCCUUUAGAGAAAGUGCCAUUUAUAUUACAUCGUUUUCGAAAUGCCAUUUGUAUACUAAAAUGUCUUCUCUGUUAGUUGGGCCGUUAAACAUAACUGUGCGACUUUUCAACGCACAGUCAGCGCUUACUUGGAUCCUACGUGGCUUGCUGACGUGGUUUAUUUACUGGGGAAAAAAACCAAGGUAAAAGUGAAAACCGACUCGGGCUCCCCUUUACUCUUUUCAUUCUCAAUCUUUCCCCUCUUCCUCCACUGCGAAACACAGAAGAACCCUAGCUUCGCAUAGGGAAAAAAUUUCCCUAAAUCGACGAGCUGGGCGGAAUCAAUCGGCGUGCGAGUAGAGGCGAAGAAGUCGGAUCGUUGCUGGGAGUGAGAUCGGAGGAGCGGAGCUGUCGAAUCGUCGCCUCCGCCCCUGCUCUGCUCUCCCCGGCGAUUACCCAUCGUCGUCUUUAACCCCCCUCCUCCUCUGAGUCCUCUCUGCAAGUGGCGGUUGUUUGAUUGAGAAACCCGAAACCAAGAUCCCAUUUAUUCACUCCCAUUCCCCCACCCCAUCCCUUGUCCCUGUCGACCCACCAUCCUUCGGUUUCCUAUCUCUCUCUCCACCUCUCUAUGUCGGCGUCCCCGAUAAACUGUAGGUCUCUGCGUUUGGAUCGAUUUGCAGGUUGCGGAGAUUGGGGCCUUCCUAAGCUCCAGCGUCGCCGCCGUCCAAAGCUUCGCCACUUGCAGAGAGGACUCAGAGGAGGAUGGGGGUUCAAGACGACGAUUGGGUACCGGGAAUCAUUAAAAGGAGCGAGGUGUGCGCAGGGUGGUAUCCUGCGCCACGCUCUGCCGCAACUGAUCUGGGCCGAACAGAGCGACGGCGGUGCGGCGGCGGAGGAAGGGGAUGGACGAGGGACGGCGGCGGCGGAGGAAUUGGGAGAAGGGGAAGGAGGGAAAGAGGAGCGAGGCCAUUUGUAGGGUUUGGAGGAGAAGGAAGCAGCGGCCAUGCUGGUUUUGAGGGAUGGCAUGGCGGUGGCCGGAUUUAGGUUUCAAUUUUGGGGGAGGAGGAAUGCGCUGUUAAUCAGAGAAAACCAGGGACGCACAAAAAAACGAAAAAUUGGAGGGAUCGAUCGAUGUUUGUGUGAAAGAAGAAGGAGAGGUUUUUAAAAUAAUAAAUAAUUAAUAAAAAGUAUUUUUAAAA